AUGAGUCUGGAUUCUCUGCUACCCGUCGCCCCGGCGAGGGUACGGGCCUUGGUGCUGCCCAUCGGCCAGAUCAAACGAGAGCGCUUCCAGUCUUUUGUCCAGCGGCUUCAUGAAGAACAUGUUGUCCAACUCCGCGAUAUCAGCGCCGAUGGGCGCCCAAAUCGGAACAUGUUUUCCCCUCUCGCCUUUCCUGAUGGAUCAAUAUUCUAUGAUCUUAUCACAUACGUCCCACCGCCUUCUCACCUGGCUCUUUCGCCUUUCGACUUGUUUCGAGAGCCACUUGCCGUCAUUGCUAUUGCCGAUGGGAAAGAGUUGAAAGAUGUCACCUUCAGCAAGAGGCAAUCUGCCAAUGGCUAUGCGCCUACCAUGAUCGAGAAGAAUAUCCGUACUCUCUAUCAAGAAUUGGAAGAUCUAAGAGACACAUACCCUAAAGUCCUUACGCACCACGUGCUCAUUUUCGACCAUGACCCGUCCACAGAGAACGCGAUACGCCUACCAGAAGGUAUCACGGCCAUCCCUCCAGUUGAGCGCUCAAAUCGGACAACGAUGAAGACGGUCAUGUGCGAUAUAUCAUCUCUCUUGCUGGCAGAGAUGAACACACUCGCCAAGUCAUUUGAAGCUAUGACUUCUAUCGAUUCUCCCGGGCAGGCUCCGAGUCGGCCAGGACUUAACAGCACCACAUCCUGGACUUCAGAUGAUGCCAACCCGGCUGCGCGGAGGAACUCCCAGUUUGCAAUUUCGACUAUGACAAGAUCGUCGUCCACAGGUGGAACUGGGGAUAGGAGCCAGGCUCGUAUGUCAAUGCCCCCUCUUAAAUCGCUUCCUUUAGGCUCUAGCAGUUCGACACCCUCCGCAAGGCCAUCCACCCCUGUCCGGAGCGGUCUCUCUAAUCCACCGACUACCUUCGAUGAUAUCUCGGCAAAUGGAACUAGUUUGGGGGUUGCAAGCCCCGAGCAAAAGAACGGCUCACGCUCAGAUCGUAUCGAAGACAACACCAAGUCAACGAAUCAGGACAAGGUCUCUAUCCAAGGCUUUGGACCGGGCGGAAUAAAUGAGAAGUGGAGGAACAAGGCCAAGGGACGGGCCACCAUCAUAAUAGGGUCUUUAUAUCUUCAAGCUGGGCGCUGGAUCGAUGCCUUGAAGGAACUCACCGAGGGGGCGACGGUUGCGAAGUCGAUCAAUGACCAUCUUUGGCACGGCAAGGCGCUUGAGCUCAUCUUCAUUACUCUUCUUAUGCUUGCUUGGGCGGGAUACGAGUUUCAAGUACCAACAGUCUGUCUCUCACCCAACGAGAAGUCAUCGAGUAGCUUGGCUAAAGCUCAGGACGCCGAAGAGGCAGAUCCGACCCAGCCAAAACACAUGCGGAACUUUCAAAUUAUCAUUCCAGAUCUACUAGAUCGAAUCACUGGAUUAUUUUCGAGAAUAUCUGGGGAACAGCUUCCUCCAUUUCCCAUGUCAGAAACUAUCAUCAGAUUUUGUAACGCUCUCACUGCACUUCACUUGUGUGAGGGUAGACUCGGCAAAGAGUCGCUUGAGAUUAUGAUAUUUGGCAGAUACCCACCAAAAAUACUUAGUACCUCCCCUCGCCUUACUAUUAUACCUUCAAGAGGAUAUAUCAACACACUCUUAUUUAAAGCUUUCCCUUCAUCUGCACCUGAAUUACUCACAACUACAGAUCGUUCAAUUAUUUUAAGUGGCAUUGCUUCUCUUUUAGGCAUUCUGGGAUAUCACAGGAAAAAGGCACUGGUGGUACGUGAAUUAAUAUCAGUACUGAUUGGAGGGCUGGUUGAAGCAAGGACUAGAGGGGCUGCUGAAGUAGGUAUCCACCCAGCUGCUGGCCUGGUUGCUUUGGAUGCCACGAAGGGAUAUGGGAAGGGUGCUGGUGCGCUCGAUCUUAACGAAGGCGACAUAGAGCAAGGUAUCGAUGCAUUUCUUGGGCUACUUUGCAAGACGUAUGGUGUCGUCAAUUUCGAGGACACUUAUAUUGAGUCCGACGCCUCAUCUACAACUAGUGAUCUUGAUGAGAAUGUCAUCUCGAGAAUCAACCAUCAAUCAGCUUCAAGGCACUUCGGAUUUCCUAACGUCAAGAUCAAUAUUCUUCGCGCCUGCAUUAACUUUUCUGAGGCCCUCCCUGAUUUCAAUGGCGUGCUUAGAUUUUCCAGCGAUUUGCUACGCACUGCCGGCAGCGGCGUCGCGCCAGGCCCGCGCCGUGAAAACGCUGCUCCUAUGAUUUCACGAGAUGAGCAAAUUCGGCUAGCUACUAAUAUAUUGAAGACUUCUAGUCUGUCACAGAGGAUGGGCUUGACGCACUUAUCUGCUGAGUACUGGGAUGAGUUCUUAAUACGCGGUAUCACACUCGACCCUUUGCCAGUUACUAGGCCACCAAUACCACACUCUAAGAAUGUCCUGCCAGGUGUGACAGCAGCGCGCACUUCACAGGACGUUAACCCCUUCAUCUACAAUCCCUUUCUCAGAACGGCAGAUAAAUCAGCAUCCACGCAAACCCUUGUUGCGGACGAGCCUGCGACUUUCAGAGUUGUUAUACAAAACCCAUUUGAGAUUGACCUAGAGAUCGACAGUAUAAAGCUACACAGCGAAGGUGCAGAUUUUGAUUCUGCAAUAAUAUCCACAGUCAUAGGGCCCUACCGCACACAAAUACUGAAGAUUCAAGGGACACCGCGGAGCGCAGGUUCAUUGAAGAUCACUGGCGCGAUGGUGCGAGUGCUUGGUUGUCGAGAGAGAAGAUUUCCCAUCUUUUCACAACCAUGGACUCCUGAUCAUGAACUGAAGAUCAAGGGUAUUGGUUUAGGCGCACUCAAGAAGAACCACGCUUUGGCUUCGCCAGGAUCAUCACUCAAACCAGACAAUAUUGAAUUAAGUGUAAUAGCGGCCCAGCCCAUUGUGCUUAUAAAAUCUACAUCCCUUCCUCAGUCAUCGGUCAUGAUACUCGAGGGAGAACGUCGGACUUUCUCGGUUACUUUACAUAAUAUAUCUACAACGCCAGUAGAUCUACUUCUCUUCUCGUUCCAGGAUUCUACGCAAGGUUCUCUACAAGCAGCGCUGGCCAAUCGAGAUGCCACUGCCGCUGAAUUGCAUGAGUACGAGUGGCUUCUCGCUAAGAAGCAAGCACUCAGACUUUGUAAGGUCGACGACUCUAAACGGUACAUCGCACCAGACUCGACAGCUAUAUUUGAAUUCGAAAUUCUUGGCAAGCCGGGACUUACCAGUGGAACUAUACAAAUUGACUAUGCCCACCUCGGGAUACCUCAAUCAGAGAUCAAGAACCAAUUCUUUACUCGCCAGGUCUGUCUGGAUCUAACAGUUACGGUAAACGCUAGUGUCGAACUUUCAAGGGUGGAUAUUCUUCCCAUACAAGCAAACGUCCCAAAAACGAUAUGGAAUCGUGUAGGAUCACGUGAAACAAACGAAUUGGCAAGGACUGACAGCCAUUGCCUACUACUAAUGGAUCUUCGAAAUGCUUGGCCUAGCGAUAUGCAAGUCUCACUCAAAGUUGGUAAAGAGACUACAAUAGAAGAACACAUAUUGCCUGGAAACACCAACCGCAUUGUUGUACCUGUUCCAAUGAUAUAUAUUGAGGACCCGCACGCUUCUAUACCCGCUCUCAAUCCCGCCCGGCAACGACAAUUCGUUGUCAGUAGCAGCAAGAUCACACCGGAGAUCGAGCGUGGGAAUCGUGAGGCCUUCUGGUAUCGAGAGAAGAUGCUGGAAAACAUAUCUGGCACUUGGAAGACGUUGGCCGGGCCGAUAAGAGAAGGUGCCAUCCAUCUACGCGGAAUACGCCUAACGCCGCGUAUGAUUGAGGCCAUCAAGAUUGAUGAAGUCGCCAUUGAUAUCUCAGUCCAAAAGCCGUGCUCACAGCAACCUGCAAGCUCAGAGAGUAAUAUCUAUGUGGAUGAGUUCGUACAGAUAAAAGUGCAAAUCAUGAAUAGAAUGGAUAAGCCUGUGUAUCCCACUGUCCGCGUCAUGCCGUCGCUCUGCAACAGGCCCGUCAUCGUGGCGCUCGACUUUACACGCAAGUUUGCGUGGAACGGCACUCUGCAGCAGACCCUGCCUCUACUUGACGCCAAGUCUAGCACGGAGCUGCGAAUUGGCGCUACGGCACUGUGUCGCGGAGAAUUCGAAAUCUCAGCCUCUGUUGAGGAGACACGGCUAUGGAAGAAGCCUGUUGAGAGCGAGCCAAAGACGAAGGACGGGGAACAGGAAGUGACUAGACAGAGGGAUAGAGCGGAUACCCAGACAAUGAUGGAUGCUGUUCUUGGCUCUAGAGAAAGACGUAUCUGGCAUUCUAGGCGCCCUUGUGUUUUUGCUGUAUGCGAUAGACCCGAGUCAGAUGAGGAAUAG
Molecule: messenger RNA, 4362 nt
Organism: Xylaria bambusicola
Lineage: Eukaryota; Fungi; Ascomycota; Sordariomycetes; Xylariales; Xylariaceae
Product: hypercellular protein A
Exons: 2
Coding region: 1-4362 (1453 amino acids)
Cellular component (GO): trans-Golgi network
Source: RefSeq, a predicted model, not a curated record